Messenger RNA from Aspergillus neoniger CBS 115656, 469 nucleotides. RefSeq lists its product as uncharacterized. The transcript has a single exon. The record is from RefSeq and is a predicted model, not a curated record. Lineage: Eukaryota; Fungi; Ascomycota; Eurotiomycetes; Eurotiales; Aspergillaceae. Bases 222 to 425 code for a protein of 67 amino acids.
GUCGUCGUUCCCCCAACCUCAAAUGGAGAACCACAACAACAAGAACUCUGCAUGAUCAUCACAUUCUCUCUGUCGUGCAUCUGCCGUCAAUUCCCAAGGGAAAAAACAAUUCGACCAUUUGGGUCCAUGUCAUCCACUGGCCGUCCCUCCGGUUCAGUCCUUUUUUAACCCCUCAAUAAAAAAAGUAAAAACCCACCUGCAUCAUUUUAUUCUUUGGAAGCAUGAUUAUUAUUUUUAUGGUUUAUAUUAUUUUAUUUCGGAUCUGCACCAUCGCCUUUUUCACCAAACCCGCUUCGUCGUCGACCGCCUCUUCAGUCCCCACGGCCCGGACCCAACUUCUCCUCUUCGUCUUGGAGCUGGUAAAGGCUAAAGCUGUCACCGCGUCAGGGGCUUGUCGAGUUAUUCCCUUUCCUACUCCGUACUAACUAAUUACUCUUUUCCUCCUCCCUCCCACCACCACAACAACAAC